AUGGCACCGGCGGCCCCGAUCAUCCCCGCCGCCCUCGGCGGCCUACAAAAGCUCGCCGCCGCGCCCUGGAACCCUAGCCCCCACUCUCCCCCUUCCCCGUGCUCUCCCACGCCUCCCCCAGACCUAACCCUAACUCGCAGGAACGGCCGGACUCCGGCUCGAUUCGCCGCCGGCGAGGCUCCCCGGCCAUCGCCGACCACACCCUCGUGCUCGCGGUGCGCUGCUGCACCUGCUGAUGCCCUCGCCUCGCUCCCUCUCCCUCUCUAUAGCCGCCGCGCCGUAGCACCUGCCCCGGCCGCCGUCGAGCUUCGUCUCCGGCGAAGCUCCGGCGACCAAUCCGAGGCGGCGCCGCCACCAAACGGCUCGCCAUGUCGCCCCGCGCCGUUUGCCCCCUCGCACGCGCUCGAUUACUACCUGAAUCGCCCAAUUGCAGCAGCACCCGAGCUCACAGAGAGCAAUGGCGCCGCUGAUGUCAGCAUGACGUCAGCGUGA
Messenger RNA from Lolium perenne, 492 nucleotides. NCBI's taxonomy places the organism in Eukaryota, Viridiplantae, Streptophyta, Magnoliopsida, Poales, Poaceae. The record is from RefSeq and is a predicted model, not a curated record.